AUGCAGCAGCAGAAGCAGCAACAGAAGCAGCAGGAGAAGCGACAGAAGAAGCAGCAGCAGCAGCAGCAGAAGCAGAAGCAGCAACAGAAGCAGCAGGAGCAGCAGCAGGAGCAGCAGCAGAAGCAGCAGCAGAAGCAGCAGCAGAAGCAGCAGCAGAAGCAGCAGCAGAAGCAGCAGUUUGCUUACCCCACAAUUCGUUCUUGCAGGGCCACUCAACACGACCUUAAAUAG
Molecule: messenger RNA, 231 nt
Organism: Eimeria mitis
Lineage: Eukaryota; Apicomplexa; Conoidasida; Eucoccidiorida; Eimeriidae
Exons: 1
Coding region: 1-231 (76 amino acids)
Source: RefSeq, a predicted model, not a curated record